ACUGAGGCGGCGGCGGCGCUCGUGAGGGGACCCCCGGGCCGGGACUCGCCCGGCCCGAGCGGCCGGGGGAUGUUGCGGUGGAUCCGGCAGCAGCUGGGUUUUGACCCACCGCAUCAAAGUGAUACACGAACUAUUUAUAUAGCCAACCGUUUUCCCCAGCAUGGCCAUUACGUUCCUCAGAAAUUUGCAGAUAAUAGAAUCAUAUCAUCAAAGUACACGGUGUGGAAUUUCAUUCCAAAAAAUUUAUUUGAGCAGUUCAGAAGAGUAGCCAAUUUUUAUUUUUUGAUUAUAUUUUUGGUUCAGCUUAUGAUAGAUACACCUACCAGUCCUAUUACAAGUGGAUUGCCAUUAUUCUUUGUCAUAACUGUAACAGCCAUAAAGCAGGGCUAUGAAGACUGGUUACGACAUAAAGCAGAUAAUGAAGUAAAUGGAGCUCCAGUUUAUGUUGUUCGAAGUGGUGGCCUUGUAAAAACUAGAUCAAAAAAUAUUAGGGUGGGUGAUAUUGUCAGAGUAGCCAAAGAUGAGACUUUCCCUGCCGACCUUGUACUUCUCUCCUCUGACAGAGCUGAAGGUUCAUGCCAUGUUACUACUGCUAGUUUGGAUGGAGAAACCAAUCUCAAGACGCAUGUUGCAGUCCCAGAAACAGCAGUAUUACAGUCAGUUGCCAACCUGGAUAAACUCGUAGCUGUUGUAGAAUGUCAGCAGCCAGAAGCAGACCUAUACAGGUUUGUUGGUAGAAUAACUAUAAGUCAACAAAUUGAAGAAAUUGUACGACCUCUCGGCCCUGAAAGUCUCUUACUGCGAGGAGCAAGAUUAAAAAACACUAAAGAGAUUUUUGGUGUUGCAGUGUAUACAGGUAUGGAGACGAAGAUGGCAUUAAAUUACAAGAGUAAAUCUCAGAAACGAUCAGCGGUAGAGAAGUCUAUGAAUUCAUUUUUGAUUAUCUAUUUAAUAAUCCUCCUUUUUGAAGCCAUCCUGAGUACAAUUUUAAAAUAUGCUUGGCAAGCUGAAGAGAAAUGGAAUGAGCCUUGGUACAAUCAGAAGACUGAACAUGAAAGAAACAGCAGCAAGAUUCUGAGAUUUAUUUCAGAUUUUCUUGCUUUUCUGGUACUUUACAAUUUUAUUAUACCUAUUUCACUGUAUGUGACUGUUGAGAUGCAGAAAUUUCUUGGAUCUUUUUUUAUUGGCUGGGAUCUUGACCUCUAUCAUGAAGAAACAAACCAGAGAGCACAAGUAAAUACUUCAGACCUCAAUGAGGAAUUGGGACAGGUGGAGUAUGUGUUUACAGAUAAAACUGGUACGUUAACUGAAAAUGAGAUGCAGUUUCGAGAAUGCUCUAUUAAUGGCAUCAAAUACCAAGAGAUCAAUGGCAAACUAAUUCCUGAGGGCUUGACUGAGGAUUCUCCAGAUGGAAGUAGACAGAGUCUUAUGAAAGAGGAAGAACUCUUCUUGAAAGCUGUCUGUCUCUGUCAUACGGUGCAGAUUAGUGCAGAUCAAACAGAUGGCAUGAGUGAUAGUCCUUGGCAUGCCAAUGGAAUAGUAUCUCAGUUGGAGUAUUAUGCUUCCUCACCAGAUGAAAAAGCUUUAGUUGAAGCUGCUAGCCGAGUUGGAGUUGUAUUUACUGGAACCAGUGCAGAAAGUAUGGAAAUUAAAAGCCUUGGAAAACCAGAAAGGUAUAAAUUACUUCAUGUUCUGGAGUUUGACCCAAAUCGUAGACGAAUGAGUGUCAUUGUGGAGAGUCCUUCAGGAGACAAGCUCUUAUUCACAAAAGGAGCAGAAUCUUCCAUCCUUCCUCACAGUAGGAGUGGAGAAAUAGAUAAAACGAGGUUACACGUGGAUGAAUUUGCUUUGAAGGGGCUCAGAACUUUAUGCAUAGCUUAUAGAAGAUUCACAGCUGAGGAGUAUCAGGAAAUAGACAAACGCCUUCACAAGGCCAGAACUGCCUUACAGCAACGAGAAGAACAACUAGCAGAUGUAUUCAGUUUUAUAGAGACAGAUCUGGAGUUACUUGGGGCUACAGGAGUAGAGGACAGACUCCAAGAAAAAGUCCAAGAAACUAUAGAAGCCCUCAGACUGGCUGGUAUCAAAGUGUGGGUGCUCACUGGAGAUAAACAUGAAACAGCUGUGAGUGUGAGUUUAUCAUGUGGACACUUUCAUAGAACCAUGAACAUCCUUGAACUUGUACAGCACAAAUCGGACAGUACAUGUGCUGAGCAACUGAGGCAGCUAGCCAGGAGAAUAAAAGAUGACCAUGUAAUCCAGCAUGGGCUGGUUGUGGAUGGGACCAGCCUCUCUCUUGCACUCAGGGAACAUGAGAAACUGUUCAUGGAAGUUUGUAAAAACUGUUCUGCAGUGCUGUGUUGUCGCAUGGCUCCCCUGCAGAAGGCAAAGGUGGUACGACUGUUAAAAACAUCGCCAGAGAAACCUAUAACAUUAGCCAUUGGUGAUGGUGCUAAUGAUGUAAGCAUGAUACAAGAAGCACAUGUUGGCAUCGGAAUCAUGGGUAAAGAAGGAAGACAAGCUGUUAGAAACAGUGACUAUGCAAUAGCACGGUUUAAAUUCCUCUCAAAGUUGCUUUUUGUUCAUGGCCACUUUUACUAUAUUAGAAUAGCAACCCUUGUACAGUACUUUUUUUAUAAGAAUGUGUGCUUUAUUACACCACAGUUUUUAUAUCAGUUCUUCUGUUUGUUUUCACAACAAACUCUGUAUGACAGUGUGUACUUGACUUUGUACAAUAUUUGUUUCACUUCCCUGCCUGUCCUCAUCUACAGUCUUUUUGAACAGCAUGUGCACCCGCAUGUAUUACAGAGCAAGCCAGCACUCUAUCGAGACAUCAGUAAAAAUGCCCACCUGGGCUAUAAACCAUUUCUUUAUUGGACUAUCUUGGGCUUCUGUCAUGCAUUUGUUUUCUUUUACGGUUCAUAUCUUCUGAUGGGGGAAGACACUUCUCUACUGGGAAAUGGCCAGAUGUUUGGAAACUGGACUUUUGGUACCUUGGUCUUUACAGUUAUGGUUAUAACUGUAACAUUUAAGAUGGCUUUAGAGACUCAUUUCUGGACUUGGAUAAACCAUUUUGUAACCUGGGGAUCCAUUGUAUUCUAUUUCUUAUUUUCCUUGUUUUAUGGAGGAAUUAUCUGGCCGUUUUUGCAUACCCAGGAUAUGUACUUUGUAUUUGUUCAGUUGCUAUCAAGUGGUUCUGCUUGGUUUGCCAUAAUCAUCAUAGUCGUUGCUUGUUUGUUUCUCGAUGUCAUGAAGAAAGUGCUGUUUAGACAUCUACAACCAACUAGUACUGAGAAAGCUCAGCUUGCUGAGACAGGUUCAGGUGUCAACUGCUUGGACUCCAUGUGCUGCUUCUCAGAUGGGGAAACAGCAUGCACAUCUGUUGGAAGAAUGCUGGACCGACUGAUAGGAAGAUGUAGUCCAACCCGGGUCACCAGAUCAUGGAGCUCAUCGGAUCCCUUCUAUACCAACGACCGAAGCAUCUUGACUCUCUCCACAAUGGACUCAACUACUUGUUAACAGGGACAUUUGUUAAUGCCUUGUGGAAGCCAUAUGGUGCUCACCUACCUAUACUAGGUUAUAAGAAAGUUCAGUGCUAUAACCCACCCUAGAAAAUCUACCAGAAUAAUGCAGACUACUAAAUGUACAAACCUUGUGGUCUAUCCUGUAGCAUAGAAACACAUACAACUGAAGGUCGAUCUCUCUUCUAAUCAUAGGCCUAAAUUGCUAAAUAGUUGCAUAUUGAGAAUGUGCUUUUUCUCUGACCAUUUACUGUUUGAAGUACCAUUUUAACGGAUGGAAGUCCUGUGUCUGACAUUAUUUGGGAUGUCAGGAAGAGGCAACAACCACAUUUCUGCUCCCAGAUCUAGGUACCUGAAGGUACUGACUUGUUUUUAAGUCUGGUAUCAUACUUUUAAGUAGACUCUUUUCCCCCACUUCAAGACAUUUAUAUAUAGAUAUAUUUAUUCUAAAUUCAUAUUGUGCCAUCUCCUUAUAUUCUUAGCAAAUUGAAAAUAAAGAAAGUUCUUAUUUCUUCCAUGGGCAGAACAGUUAGCAAGUAGAACAUAGCUUUAUGGUUAUCCUACUCAACAUUUUUGUAAAGCAGUUGAAAUGCCAUGCAGGCAUUUGUGCUGGUGUAGAAAUGGCAAUAAACUAGUAGCCACUUCCUAUAAAUCAUUCAUAGCUUACAUAGAAUGGAAUGGUAUAAAAAAAGUUUACAGCUGCUGCUUGUUCUUUUCAAAUAAUGUUCAGGAGUCGCUUGUUCUCUAUUAUGCUCUACAUGUUUUAAUAAUUAUUGAUCCUGAUAUGGAAUAGCGGGGGAGAAAGAUGCAUAUGAAAUGGAUUCUGCAUCUCCCUGGCGCAAAUUCAGUAAAUGUAAACAAUAUAAUCCUUUUAAAGUUGGCGAUUUUUUUUGCAUGUUUUAUUCUUUCUAAUGUAUUUAUACUUUACCAUGUUGUACUUUGAAGACCUAAUUAAGCAUUAGUUAUCUUCAUCUGUCUGAAGGAUCUGACACAUUGAUGGCAAUGUUUUGAUAUACAGUUACACCAAUAAAAAUAAAAUUGCACAUGUGUUACUUUGGACAGUACUGCACAUUUUUUCAGGUGCAUUUUCCAAUAUAAAUGUGUUUUCAGAUUCUGGGACUGGAUAGGAAGUCUUGCAAAUUCAUUCUUUAACAGGUGAUAUUGAGAGACACCAGCUAGCAGAAUUGUUGAGUCAACUAGCUGCAGAUGUUGAAAACUGAGAAUUGGAGGCGAUUGCAGCAGCGAUGCUGACGAUCCCCCUUGCCAAGUCGGUUGUUGGCAACCCUAAAAUGUGUAGAUUGGCGGAAGUGAUUCCAGUGCUGGGACUGCAUUUUCUCAUGUUGGUUUCAGGCUCCGAAUCUCCAUAAACAUGUGACAUUUUUGAAACGCAGUAAGUGGAAAGUUGCAUCUGCAAAAUUCAGAGCUGGUAUUUGCUGCUAGCAAAAGCAGGCUGCUGUGGAGGUAGGACAGAGUCUGUCUUACCGUUAUAUUGCCUAAUGCUACUUAGCCUGGAUAUUACGGGAGGUAGAGCUGUAGGACACAGUGGUAUAUAUGUACAUACCCACAGCUUGUCUACUUUGCAGCUGUCUUUUUGGAGUUGUAGUGCAGGCAAACUAGAUGGCUUACACUGGUUUUCAUAAUGGAGACAAAACCUUCAGAGCUUUCUCCAUGGCGCGCAAGCUGUUUGAGGAGGAGUUUGUCUCCGUUACCCAAGUCCCAGAUUCUGUGAACUGGAAAAAAAAAUGAUGUGCCUAAUUAUCUUCUCAGGCUGAAGUGAAUAGAUUUUACUGAAAUCAGUAGAGAAACCAAGCUCAGUGACAGGUGAAUUGAGCCCCGCACAGAGAUUUUCUUGGCAGUAAUA
Messenger RNA from Gavialis gangeticus (Gharial), 5382 nucleotides. RefSeq names its product ATPase phospholipid transporting 11B (putative) (gene ATP11B). The record is from RefSeq and is a predicted model, not a curated record. Gene Ontology annotation, molecular function: ATPase-coupled intramembrane lipid carrier activity; ATP binding; magnesium ion binding. Gene Ontology annotation, biological process: phospholipid translocation. The transcript is spliced from 30 exons. Lineage: Eukaryota; Metazoa; Chordata; Crocodylia; Gavialidae. The coding region runs from base 70 to 3519 and encodes 1149 amino acids. Gene Ontology annotation, cellular component: plasma membrane; recycling endosome; trans-Golgi network.